AGGGACAAACUUCCUGCAGCGCUCCGGCAGAGCCGCGCUCGCUUAGCACAAGCUGCUGUCGACCCAUCAGCGGCCGCCGCAGCACACAGGUCACCUGGACUUUGAUAACAAUGGGGGUGAAAGACCGCCCUCAGUGUUACUUUGAUGUGGAGCUCAACCGAGAGCCCGUUGGGCGCAUUGUCGUUCAGCUUUUUUCAGACAUUUGUCCCAAGACCAGCAAAAACUUCCUUUGCUUGUGCACUGGUGAAAGGGGAAGUGGGAAAGUCACAGGGAAAAAGCUGUGCUACAAGGGCUCUACUUUUCACAGAGUUGUGAAAAACUUUAUGAUUCAGGGAGGCGACUUCACAGAAGGGACUGGAAGAGGAGGGGAAUCCAUAUAUGGUGGCUACUUUGAAGAUGAGAAUUUCACUCUCAAACACGACAGAGCCUUCCUGCUGUCGAUGGCCAACCGUGGGAAGAACACCAACGGUUCACAGUUUUUCAUCACCACUAAGACGGCACCUCACCUGGAUGGGGUCCACGUUGUCUUCGGCCUCGUCAUCUCUGGCUUUGAAGUGAUAAAGAAGGUUGAAGGGCUGAAGACCGAUUCAGCAAGCAGGCCGUACGCUGAUGUGAGAGUGGUGGACUGUGGACAGCUGAUCACCAAGUCUGCCAACGAUGUGCUUGAGGCCAAGCGGAAAAGAAACUCCCACUCUGCUGACUCGUCCCUCAACUCCACUGACUCAUCCUCGCACUUUUCCUCGACCGAAAGUGAAUCGGAAGAAAAGCACAAAUAUCACAAGCACAAAAGACAUGGAAAAAGUAAACGAUCGAAAAAGAGAAGAAGAGAAGCGAAGAGGGAGAAGAGCGUGAAUGUUCUGCCUUCAAAUGAAAGCCAACAUGAAGAAAAGGAGAUGCUGGAGGAAGACAACGAGGCAGAGGAGGAGAGAGAUCAGGGUGGGAAGAGGGAGAAGCCUGUUGUUCGGCCGGAGGAGAUCCCGCCUGUGCCAGAGAACCGCUUCCUGCUGCGACGGGACAUGCCGUCUCAGGAAGAUAAACCAGAAGUUGUCGUGAAGGAAGAAGCAACUCUUUCAAAUGACCAGAAACCAGCUGUGUCCAAGUCUGGACGGAAGAUUAAAGGCAGAGGAACUAUUAGAUAUCACACUCCUACAAGGUCAAAGUCCCGCUCUGUAUCCGUGGAGCGUGGGAGCAGUGAAACUCCACCUCACUGGAAAGAGGAAAUGAAGAGAACCAAAACUUAUCAGCCCCCGAACACGGAGAGGUGGAGCAAAGGAGACAAAUUGAAUGACCAUUCCUCAAGCAGAUGGGAUGACAGAAGUGACUCUGCAUGGUCCCGGUCUGCAGAACACUCCUCAGAUCGCAACUCCGAGAGGUCCAGCCAGCAGCAACCAUCGAAAAAAGAGAAGAAGAAGAAAGCCAAACACAAGAAGAAAGCCAAAAAACACAAACACACCAAGAAAAAGAGCUCCAAGAACAAGUCUCAUGAACACCGUGUGUCAGAUGGUGAAAAGUCGUCGUCUUCGGCUAGGAAGUCCAGAAGAUCCCACUCACCGACUCGUUCUCCUUCAAGUCCCCGCUCGUCGGUCAGGAGGAGACGGCGGUCGUCGCCGUCUUUCUCCCGGUCCUACUCCAGGUCCUACACAUCCAGUCGAUCCAGAUCCCGAGGAAGGUCUCGGUCUUAUUCAAGGUCCAGAAGCUCUUCUAGGUCUAAAAGUCGAUCUUUGUCGAGAUCCCGAUCAAAAUCCUUUUCAAGAUCCAGGUCCAGGUACAGAUCCCGGUCUGUGUCUCAAUCUAGGAAAAGGAACUCCUCUAGAUCUCCAAGGAGGAGAAAAGCAAGCAAGCCCAAACCAGAGGCCACGAUCACUGAGAAACUCCCCGAGAACAAGAUCCCGCCUGUUCCCAGACUGCCAACGAUCCCAGCCCCCGAGAAGGUUGCCGUGAUUCCAAUGAGCGACAGCCCUCCUCCAUCACGCUGGAAACCCGAUCAGAAACCCUGGAAGCCCUCUUAUAUUCAUAUCCAAGAGAUUAAAGCUAAAGUAGCCUCCAACAGGACGUCCUCCAGUGGACAAGCAGUUGCCAGCGUUACAAAAAACAUCCAGACUUCAGUUCCUCCAAAGUCUGAAGCCACUGAAGUUGACAAAGCACACAAAGCUGCACGCCGUUCCCGGAGUAGAGUUUCCAGGAGUAAGUCAUACAGCCGUUCUUAUAGUGGCUCCCGGAGCAGAAGUUCUAGUAGAUACAAGAGCAGAUCAUCUUCCUACAACAGAUCAGACUCUGAAAGCCCCCAGAAAGCAAAUAGCAAACUAUUAGACGGGGAAUGGGACAAGUAUUACAGUUCAGUGAGUCGGAUAAAGAAUUUAGAUAAGUACAUUUCACUCAAAGGUAGCCAGGACGGUCUCUCGGGCUCGGAGAAGGACACUAUCAGUGAGCGUAGUCAUAUCAGUGGCUCUUGUGAGCACGUAAAAGAGAAGGAAAGCUCAGAAGAUCCCGAGACAAAACAUGACAACUCCCUGCCAACCGGGAGCUACAACAGCAAGUCUGAAUGGGACAGUGACGGCGAUCAAGUGGGCCGCAGCAUCACCGCCGCCCCGUUAAAGAAGCAGAAACAGCCGGCUCAGUCCAGCCAAUCACUGGACCAGAAACUGUCCGGGUGGAAUUCAGAGAGUGAUUCUGAAAAUGUAACAAGCAGGACCUUAGCCAUAUCUGAGAAAGAGGAAGGGGAGGCGAGUUCAGAAUCGGAUAACGAGGCCUCGAAUCGGAACGCAUCAGACGUGGCACACAAGAUCACCGCCGCUGCCACCGCCGCCACGUCUUCUGUUCAGGCAGAUGACAAGCCUGACAAAGCUGCAGCGCAAGAGAAGCGCAAGAGUAAGAAGAAAGCUAAACGGAAGCAUAAACAUAAGAGGAGAGGCGUGAACAAGAGCAGCUCUCGUCACAGUAAGGACAAAGCAAAGAAAUCGAAGAGAAAGCAUCAGAAGCUGAAGGAGAGUUUCCACUGGCAGCCGCCUUUAGAGUUCGGGGAGGAGGAAGAGGACGAUGAAACCAAACGGGAAAGACACAGUCCAGGAAGAGAAAACCAGAGUGAAUACAUGAACAAAAAAGACCCAAAUCCUACCAGUUUGAACAAGAAUCCUACUAGAGAAGAAGAAGAAGACAGGGGUCCGCAGAGAUCAAAGGAGAGUUCCAACAAAAACACCAAACACUCUGAACCUCAUCAACAGUCGUCCAACAGAAACAGCGCUGUCAGCAGCCAGUGGUCGAGCAUCAAAGAGCAGUCUUUAGAUGACAUGGACAUUUGCACUCCAGAGCACAACGCGGAGAUUCUCGAACCUCAAGUCAUACGCGAUCCCAAGAGCAACGACUCCGACCCGACCCCGACAUCUACCUCAAAGUCCUCCGAGACGGCAAGCAACGAUGGCACCUUACCUCAGAGCAGAGAACAGUCGGCCACUGCCGCAACAGCUGGCAAACCCGUGUUCAAUUUCAAAUGGAAACCACUAAAAGGGACGUCAGCCAUGCAGAAUGCGAGUGCAGCGCCGGUCGCUUCGAAAAACACACCAAGUCAAGAGAGCCAGAACUCUCAGGGGGUGAGGAUGGAGAUAAAGAGCAAAAGUCGAGUCCGACCGGGUUCUCUGUUCGACGAGGUCCGUAAGACCGCACGGCUCAACCAGAGGCCCCGAAACCAGGAGAGCUCGAGCGAGGAGCGGUCUCCGUCCGUCGGGAAGGACAGGACAAGCUCCCCUAAGAAGUCCAGGAACUCCCGUUCGGUGUCCAGUCACCGCUCGCACUCCAGAGGCUGGUCCCGCUCCUACAGCAGGUCCAGAAGCAGAUCCCACAGCUCCAGCUACUCCUCCAGGAGUCGCAGCAGGAGUCGGGGGAGACGCAGGAGAAGACGCUCUCACUCUCGCAGCAGCACGUACCGGAGUUACAGGAGCCGCAGUCGGAGCUACAGCAGAAGUCCUUCCAGAGGCCGCUCCUAUAAGCGACGCAGGAGAUCCAGGUCAGACUCCUACGACAGCUAUUCCAGUCGGAGUCGGAGCGGCAGCAGGAGACGAGGGCGCAGACGGAGCCACAGUUACAGGAGCUCCGAGCGUCGAUCCCGGUCGUACCGCUCAUCAAGUGGCAGUUCAUCGAGGUGCAGGAGUCACAGUCGCAGCAGUCGCUACAGCUGAGGUGCAGCUCGCCCAUGCUGAGAGGACGGCCCUGUAGCCUGCCUGCACCUGAGGAGAUCAGCAACUGAAGCUGCAGGAUGAAGAGUUCUCCUCCAUCCUCUUCAUGUUUUAAUACUGUACUGAAUGUUCUUGUAGAUAAGCGGACUGUCGUCACACAGAAGGACCUUGUAGAAUGUAUAAACAGUAUAUUACAUUAAAAGUCAUCCGUCCUUCUUUUAGGGACUGUUGCAGCUGGGACCAGGAAGGUCAACAUCUGCAGACACUUGACUGAAAUAAAUAUCAAAUGUGUACUAUCAGAGAAACAACGUUUAAAUAUUCAGAUGACUGUAUAGUUGUGUAUUCUUUUUCUACUUCAGUCUUUUCUAAACUGAACUAUAGGUUGCAAUACUGUCUAAUCCUUAGUUUGUAUGUGUUUGAUAAGUUUGUGGGUGACAAUGUUGUCAACUUGAGGUUAAACCUCAAGUUUUAAAAGAAUUCCUUCUAAGGAGAAGUUUCUGUAACUGUUUUUCAUUACUUUUAUUGAGCCAUGAAUGUUUAAAACUGUACUCAGAAGUAUAGUCUUUCUCAUUUUCUAUCAUGCUGUUACGAAUGUUCACCUUUAAUAAAUACCACCACGUCUCGA
This is a messenger RNA of Cololabis saira (Pacific saury), 4794 nucleotides long. RefSeq names its product natural killer cell triggering receptor (gene nktr). NCBI's taxonomy places the organism in Eukaryota, Metazoa, Chordata, Actinopteri, Beloniformes, Belonidae. The coding region runs from base 111 to 4172 and encodes 1353 amino acids. Gene Ontology annotation, molecular function: peptidyl-prolyl cis-trans isomerase activity. Gene Ontology annotation, cellular component: nucleus. Gene Ontology annotation, biological process: protein peptidyl-prolyl isomerization; protein folding. The record is from RefSeq and is a predicted model, not a curated record. The transcript has 17 exons.